Malaya genurostris is the source of this 541-nucleotide messenger RNA. Its product is annotated as thioredoxin domain-containing protein 17-like. The record is from RefSeq and is a predicted model, not a curated record. Gene Ontology annotation, cellular component: cytosol. The transcript has 3 exons. Bases 61 to 441 code for a protein of 126 amino acids. Gene Ontology annotation, molecular function: protein-disulfide reductase [NAD(P)H] activity. Lineage: Eukaryota; Metazoa; Arthropoda; Insecta; Diptera; Culicidae.
CUACUAUUAUGAGUGAUUUCUUCUAAAAAAGAGUGGACUGAACUUUAUAAUUUUACAAAGAUGGUGAAAGUGCAUCAUGUGACUGGUUAUGAUCAAUUUAUUAGGUUUAUUGAGAAAUAUAAAAAUGAAAAGAAUACGGUAAACAUUCUAUUUAGUGGAUCUAAAUUAGAGAAUGGGUUAAGCUGGUGUAGUGAUUGUGUAGAAGCCAGUCCCUUCAUCGAAACUGCAUUGAAACAUGCUCCCGCAACUGCACAUUUUAUCUACGUAGAUGUUGGUGACAGACAAGCAUGGAAGGACAUGCAAAAUCCCUUUCGUAAAAACGUCGAUACCCACUUGAGUGUUAUUCCCACUUUGAUUCGCUGGAGACACCCACAAAGAUUAGAAGGCGAGCAAUGUACGAAACCAGACCUACUGGAGAUGUUUUUCAGUGAUGAAGACUGAUUUCUGAAUGUAUUGUAUUCAAAUAUAUUAAAUUUUGUAUCUAAACCAAACCACUUUGAUUGUGUUUAAUAUAUGUUAAUAUGUCUUUCUCAAGUAGAAA